Messenger RNA from Dalotia coriaria, 1345 nucleotides. Its product is annotated as RNA polymerase II subunit A C-terminal domain phosphatase SSU72-like. Bases 301 to 894 code for a protein of 197 amino acids. Gene Ontology annotation, biological process: termination of RNA polymerase II transcription. NCBI's taxonomy places the organism in Eukaryota, Metazoa, Arthropoda, Insecta, Coleoptera, Staphylinidae. The record is from RefSeq and is a predicted model, not a curated record. The transcript is spliced from 3 exons. Gene Ontology annotation, molecular function: RNA polymerase II CTD heptapeptide repeat phosphatase activity. Gene Ontology annotation, cellular component: mRNA cleavage and polyadenylation specificity factor complex; nucleus.
GCCGUCAUCUGUCGACGUCAGAUGAUUCCUCGUCACGCAUUGCGUCGACUUCCCAAAUCUUUUCCCGAUCAUUUGCAUUUUUAAUACACAUUUUAUUUUUGCGAUCUCGGCAACAACAUCAACAAAACAUUAUACACAAUUUUCUCAUCACACGCAAAAUUAUUAUUAUUGUAGGCUGCUGAAGAGAGCACUCUUCACGCAGCAUAAUUCCGGCCGAUUAGCGCUUUAUAGGUUAAGGAAUUCUCUGUAAGCUCAUCGAGAUAACUAUUAAAUUGUAAACAAAACUAUUAAAUUUAAACCAUGGCACCGAAUAUGGACGAUGAUCUACACAUCGCAGUAAUAUGUUCGAGCAACAUGAAUCGCAGCAUGGAGGCGCACAACUUCCUCGCCAAGAAAGGUUUCCAGGUGCAGUCAUUUGGCACUGGUGACAAGGUCAAGCUUCCAGGCUCUGCAGCAGAUAAACCCAACAUCUAUGACUUUGGAAUCACAUAUGAAGAGAUCUACCAAGACCUAAUGUCCAAAGAUAAAUCAUUAUAUACUCAGAAUGGCCUGUUGCACACCUUAGAUAGAAAUAGAAGAAUCAAAUCAAGACCUGAGAGAUUUCAAGAGAACCAUGAUAAAUUCCAUGUGCUAAUCACUUGUGAAGAGAGAGUCUAUGAUCAAGUGCUUGAAUGCAUGGAGAACAGAACACCUGUUGACAACACCAUUGUGCAUGUUAUUAAUUUUGAUAUACAGGAUAACUUGGAGGAGGCCACAAUUGGAGCAUUUUUAAUUUCAGAUCUGUGCUCAAUGCUGAGGAAAAGUGAAGAUCUAGACAAUGACAUUGAUGAAGUCCUGCAUGAUUUUGAAGAAAAAUGCAAAAGGCCCAUCUUACACAGCAUAGUUUUUAACUGACGCGAAUGUAAUCGGAUGAAGCUGGGCCACAUACAUCAAGUAUUAACAAUAUUUCACAGCGGUUUUGUAAAUUUAUACAAAAAUUAAUUGCAUAAUGCGCGAUAUCAUGGCUUUGCUUACAAUGAUUUAAAAUUAUGAUGAUAUUCACUAUUGAUUGAAAACGAAAUGAUCUGAAUGGUAUAUUUCACGUAUCCCUCCAUCUGUGUGGCCUAGAAAGCUAAUGAUUUUGCCUCUUUUGAUCAUUAUUUAAUUAUUAAUUACUUACAACAUGCCCCAUGUUGCUGACUUAUUUCAAAAAGAACCAAAAUGUUAAAAUUAUUUAAACUCGUUGAGAUUGUAACCAUUAAAUAAUUAACGUGCGAAAUCGAAUGUAUUUUACAUAAUAUAAACGGUUAUUAAUAUGUAAUAAUUAUAAUAUUACAAGCGAAAUUACAUCGCCGGUGAUCUGUAA